Messenger RNA from Austrofundulus limnaeus, 2365 nucleotides. RefSeq names its product heparan sulfate (glucosamine) 3-O-sulfotransferase 3-like (gene hs3st3l). The transcript is spliced from 3 exons. Lineage: Eukaryota; Metazoa; Chordata; Actinopteri; Cyprinodontiformes; Rivulidae. Bases 370 to 1440 code for a protein of 356 amino acids. Gene Ontology annotation, molecular function: [heparan sulfate]-glucosamine 3-sulfotransferase activity. The record is from RefSeq and is a predicted model, not a curated record.
GAGAGGUAAUCCUGUGAAGUGGACACAGACUCAGUCAACCUUUCCCUCCUCCCCAGCAGCGCGCGGCUCACAUAUCAACGCUUUAUUUAACUCCCCACGUUUGCUGCUUGGACCAGUAAGUGAUCCCGCACCCUAGAUCGUCACGCAAAACAUUAAUUUAGCUGAUUGUACCCCUCGCGUUGUGUGGUGGGCUCCGUGGAGGCGAGCAGAAGGGGGGGCUGCCCCAGUGCGCUCCAGACGCGCAGCACCAUGGAGAGCAGCGGGACGCGCUGACAGACUCAUCAAGAGUUUAGAGGGAUGCUACCGGGGCUGGGAUGUGAGCUCAGACUGUGGUAGGAUGGCCACUCACCUGGCGCUGACGACCGAGGGAUGGCAGCUUUUCACCCACGCCAGCACCAGCUYUGGAACCACCAUCCCCUCCACCCCCCGAGCGCCGACCUGCGGCGGCUCUUCCACCGGCUCACCAUUGCCUUCUCCCUGAGCAUCCUCUGCUUCUCCCUGGUCUAUAUCUUCGCCGGAUGCUGCGAGUCGGAGCUCACCGACAACUCGGACGUCUCUGCGCGCGAUCUUCUGGUGGCGGGGUCAGCUUGGCCGGAGAGGAACGUGAGCCACGCGGAUGGAGAGUCUGGACUGGAGGGGAACAGCUCGGGGAAAGAGUGGACGGCCACGCGGAGACURCCCCAGGCUCUGAUUAUUGGGGUUAAAAAGGGAGGCACCAGGGCUCUGCUGGAGUUCCUGCGGCUCCAUCCGGAUAUCCGCGCCCUGGGCUCGGAGCCGCACUUCUUUGAUCGGCAUUACGCGCGCGGUCUGGACUGGUACAGAACCAUGAUGCCCAAAGCCCUGGAUGGCCAGAUAGUCAUGGAGAAAACACCUCGUUACUUUGUCACAGUGGACACGCCGCCACGGAUCCACGCCAUGUCUCGAGAUGUGAAGCUGAUCGUAGUCGUCCGUGAUCCGGUGACUCGAGCCAUAUCUGAUUACACACAGAUCAUCUCAAAGACCCCCGGCAUCCCUUCCUUUGAGAGUCUAGCCUUCAAAAACCACACCACAGGUCAGAUUGAUUCUUCGUGGAGUCCGUUGUGGAUCGGUUUGUAUGCCCAGCACAUGGAGCGUUGGCUGGCGUGGUUCCCAAGGUCUCAGAUUCACCUGGUCAGUGGGGAGAGGCUCAUCACAGAUCCGGCUGGAGAACUAGGCAAAGUCCAGGACUUCCUGGGCCUUCAGAGGAUUGUGACGGACAAACAUUUCUACUUCAACAAAACCAAAGGCUUCCCCUGCUUGAAGAAGCCAGAGGGCAGCAGUAAACCUCACUGCCUAGGGAAGACAAAAGGGAGGACACAUGUCUCCAUAGACCCUGAUGUGAUUCAGAAACUAAGGGAUUUCUACAAACCUCACAACCAGCGAUUUUAUCAAAUGGUAGGACAGAGUUUUGAAUGGCAGUGAUCCUGAAGACUGUGCAGAAGGAGCUUUAUGUGCAAAUCUGCCAUCUGACUGAGACAGACGAAACAACUCAGAGUACAGAGCCAUGUUUGUGCCUCUGAACAGCCAAGCAGCAUCUCAGACAUGUGAUACUGAAAUCCCAGUGUCAAUACGUUCCAGUCUGUCUCUCAGUCAAUCAUCUUCAGGUGUGUGAAGAUGAUGUUUGGACGUUGUGGUUGAGCAAAGCAUUUUUGGAGCAGAAGAUGCAGCUAGCGUGGAAUUCCUUUAAAGUUGUGGCUUCUUAGAUGUUGAACAGCGUAGAUUUUAGUAUUUUUGGUUGGCAAUUCAAACCUGACUCCUAACCAGAUGUAGCUGGAUCAAAAGAAAUAAAAAUAGAAUUGACGUCACAUUCGAAUUUCUGAUUUUUUCCCCUACAUAUUUGCUCUUCAGCCUGAGUUUAAGAAUUUAAAGGCAAUCAGUUCAUUCAUAUUGAAAAGUGUCCAGCAAGCAUUGUUUCCAGAAGGUGGGGGAUGAAUCUUUAAUGGGGUGAGUAGCGGAGGGGUGAGGGAGAAAAUCUUUGCAUGAGCUCAGAUCUGACUGAGUGGUUUGUAUUCUUGAAUAAUAAAUGUGGUUAAAUGGAUGUAGAAGGAACUGAUGUGGAUCACUUAGCUCAUUCGUAUGCACUGCUUAGGUUAGCACCCCACCAUAAAACCAGCUGUGCUGUACUUUGAGGAAAGUAAUGGUACCACUGCAAGGCAACAGAAACAGGAUCAAAAAACAGAAAAUCCAUACAGGGAGGAUUGACCAAUCACUAGCCAUACCUGUGAAUGUGAUGUAUGAAGCUUUCCUGCUUCUUGCUUACAUGUAAUUGUUUUGUUUUACAGUUGCAUGUAUUUGCACUAGUUAAAAAUAAUCACGAAAAAUAAAGUUAUUUUUAAGCCAAACCAUU